AUGAGCGGUGAUCCGAACGACAUGAUGUCGCUGCUGGACAGUUCCAUGUUUUCCCCAUUUGACGACAACAUGUCCAUGAGCCUCGACGCCCAGCAGCCCUUCAACCCCUCAGGCCCCGCCGCCGUACAGCCCUCCCCGUCAGCAGGCCUGGCGCCGUCGGUCGACCUGCCCUUCUCCCCGGACGACUCGUCAUCCACCGCAAACGUAGGCGGCGGCGGAGGAGGAGGAGUCGGGCCCGGCGCCGGCCCCCUCCCCGUCGCGACGUUGGGAUCCGGAAGUGGGGGUGGGAGUGGCGGCUCCAACACCACGGCCAACACGGUCACCGAGUUCACCAAGCGCCGCAACUGGCCCGCCAAAGUCGUAGAAGAGCUCCAGGACUUCCUCCACAUCCUCGACGCCAACGGCCGCAUCAAGCAUGUCUCCCCCAGCGUCGAGAAACUCACGGGCCACAAGCCGGCCGACCUCCUCGACGUCUUCCUCAAAGACCUGAUCCACCCCGACGACGUCGGCGUCUUCACCUCGGAGCUCCACGAGUCCAUCGCCUCGGGCUCCCCGCUCCGAUUGUUCUACCGCCUCCGAAAAUCCGACAACAAGUACGCCAUCUUUGAGUCCGUCGGCCACGCCCACAUCGCCGCCGCGAAGUUCGCGCCCAACCCCAACAACCAAUCCCCCUUUUGCCAGGCCGUCUUUAUGAUGUCCCGUCCGUACCCGACCAAGAACGCCGGGUUUUUGGACUCGUUCCUGGAGCACAAGAUUGAAAACGAGCGGCUCAAGCGCCGGAUAGCGGAGCUCAAGCGGGAGGAGCAGGACGAGGUGGAGGAGUCGCACCGCACGUGGCGGCAGAGUCAGGAAGAAAGAUCGGACAUCACCCCUUCUGACGCGGACACGUCCACUUUAUUUGGUGGUGGGGGCGCCAGGCCGACGGCCACGUCGCCGAUGUACACCAUGUCUGGGAAUGCCGCCGCCUCGACCGACAUGCCGCCUCCCAACUUGCCCGCGAGCGCCAGCGCGGCUGCGGCUGCUGCUGCCGCGGCGGCGGCGGUGAGUCUGACGAGGGAGGCGCUGGAGGGGAUGACGGGGAGCAACAGGCCGGAUUCGAUCAGGGACAAGAUGGCGCGGUACGAAGGCGGGACGCACGUGGACACGAUCGAGAUGCUUACCGGGUUGCGGUACCAGCAGGGGGAGAGAAGCAGGGGGAUCACGACGGGGAACGCGAGCCCGACGCUGGUGAAGGGGGAUGCGGGGAUCGCGAUACCGGCUGACAGGGACCCGAGGGGGGGAGGGGGGGAUAAGAAGAAGAAGUUGAAGGUGACGGAGGAGUAUGUUUGUACUGAUUGCGGUAGGUAUCUUCUCUUUCAUUUCUGUCUUUUCUUUUUCUUUCUAUCUACGGUGAACUGA
Molecule: messenger RNA, 1398 nt
Organism: Podospora anserina S mat+
Lineage: Eukaryota; Fungi; Ascomycota; Sordariomycetes; Sordariales; Podosporaceae
Exons: 1
Coding region: 1-1398 (465 amino acids)
Molecular function (GO): protein binding
Source: RefSeq, a predicted model, not a curated record